Messenger RNA from Colletotrichum orchidophilum, 1644 nucleotides. RefSeq lists its product as uncharacterized. Gene Ontology annotation, biological process: mRNA splicing, via spliceosome. Lineage: Eukaryota; Fungi; Ascomycota; Sordariomycetes; Glomerellales; Glomerellaceae. Gene Ontology annotation, cellular component: post-mRNA release spliceosomal complex. Gene Ontology annotation, molecular function: RNA lariat debranching enzyme activator activity. The transcript is spliced from 2 exons. The record is from RefSeq and is a predicted model, not a curated record. The coding region runs from base 1 to 1644 and encodes 547 amino acids.
AUGGCUGCACCCAAGGUAAUCGUUCUGGGAAGUCUCAAUGGCUCGUUGAAGCCGGCCUUCACGAAGCUCGCGACCCUCCACGCCAAGAAUAGCUUCAGCUUCGCCAUCGUGACAGGCAAUGUCUUCGGCAGCGACAACGACAGUACGGUGGACUCUCUUAUAGAUGGCGAACUGAAGGUGCCCCUUCCUGUUUACUUUACCGUCGGCACAGCGCCCCUUCCACCCAAGAUCAUUGCCAAGAUCGAAGCCGAUGAGGAGAUCUGCGAGAACCUCCACUUCCUCGGCAAGCGCAGCAUCACCAAGACCUCAGAGGGUGUCAGGAUUGUUGCACUAGGCGGAAAGUUCGACAAGGAAGUGGUUGGAGGUCAAUCGAAGGAGCAGCACCUGCCCUACCAUACCGCGGAUGAUGCGAAGUCUCUGAAGGGUGCGAAUAAGGCUGAUAUCCUGCUUACGACGGUCUGGCCAGCUGGUGUCUGGACAGGAUCCAAGGUCGCGCUUACUCCAGAGAAUCAAGCGGAAAUUGAGAGUACGGGUGAGGUUGCCGAGCUGUGCGCGACACUGAAGCCCCGUUACCUCUUCUCUUCCUCGCCCGCCGAGUUCUUCUACGAGCGAGAGCCUUUCGUGCACCCUCUCGAGGAAGGCGCAGAGGAUGCAGCCGUCACUCGCUUCAUUUCGAUGGCUCCCUACGGAAACUCGUCCAAGGCAAAGGCGCUGUAUGCUUUCACAAUCACUCUCAACGAGACCAACGUUGAGAAACCCGCCAAUGCUACCUCCACGCCGUUCAGUCAGAGAAAGCCGAAGAGGCGUGUGCAGGACGAGGGCUCCUACAGCCGCUUCGCCAACGGAGACGACGAUGGCCGCCAUCAUCGCCGCGGAAACAAGCGCCGGCGUCAGUCACCUCCUCCCGGCCCGGACCGAUGCUUCUUCUGCUUGAGCAACCCCAACCUAGACACCCACAUGGUCUGCACCAUUGGCGAAGACAGCUAUCUUGCUACUGCCAAGGGCCCUCUAGCCACCUCGCAGACCUUCCAGGAGCACGGUAUUGGCUUUCCUGGUCACGUCAUCAUAACACCUCUUGCGCAUACACCUACCGUCCACCACUCUGGCGUAGAGAACUAUGCUCCCGAGGAGGCGGAGAAAACGCACAAGGAGAUGGAACGUUUCCGCGAGGCUCUCCAGGCCAUGGUAUCGACCAAGUCGAACCGCAAGCUCGGCGCCAUCACCUGGGAAAUCAGCCGCGGCCGCAAUAUUCAUGCUCACUGGCAGUUCCACCCCAUCCCCGCUGACUUCGUAUACAAGGGUCUCGCUGAGGCCGGCUUCCGCGUUGAAGCCGAGAACCUCAAGUAUCCCGAGUUCGAGAGUCGCGAGGUCUUGUAUGAGGACCAGGCCGACUUUGGCGACUACUUCCGGAUCUGGAUCUGGGCAGACGACGGCGAAGACAGAAUUAAGGGCUCUAGUCUCGUCAUGAAGCUCGAUCCCAAUAUGCGCUUCGACCUGCAGUAUCCACGCAAGGUCGUAGCAAAGCUCCUUGGUCUCGAGAAGCGUUUCGUCUGGCAGGAUUGCACGCAGACCAAGGAGGAAGAGGAGCGAGAUGUGGCAGCCCUCCGUGAGGCUUUCAAGGAAUGGGAUUUUGCGCUUCAGUGA